GAAGACUGCCUGCAUGCCGGAAUCUGGCAGCCUCAAUCUCAGACCUGCCAGUGCUCCGGGGGACGAGUCGGUCUCCGCUGUGAAAGAUUCGCCGAGAGCUGCAAAGAACUGUUUCAAAUGGGCUACCCCGCGGGCACCAGAAGACCUUACUUCAUCCAGCCACCCGGUCUAGUUUCAUUUUUGGCAUACUGCGCUAACAAUAGUGGUGAAGUAAGGACCGAUGUCUUCUUUCACCCAGCAGAAGGUUUGCUUAGUUUCAACCGUUCUUUCAUCGAUUACGUCACUGGGUUUUACUACAACAUCAGCGACUACUGGAUCGGAUUGGAGAAGGUGUACGUUUUCAAUACUCUCACAGGGCUUACUAACAUCUGUUUGUUUAUUAAGUUCAACGAAAGCGGUUAUUUCCAGUUCCUAUUCAGGGGAGUGACUAUUGGAGAUGCAAGCAGCGAUUAUUCUUUCAACUAUACGAGCGUGAGAUAUAUAGAAUCUGGAGCACUCGCAAACAAUGUGACAGUUUCAAAUUGUCUCCCCGAAAGUGGAAAAGCCACGCCAUUCUCCGCCCACGACAGAGACAACGAUGCUGAGCUGUUGGAAAACUGCGCUGGAAACUCGGGAGCUGGUUGGUGGUUCUCAACGUGUGAGCCUGACCCAGUCUGCAAUCCUCUGGGUGUUCCAAUUAAGCCU
Messenger RNA from Lymnaea stagnalis (great pond snail), 684 nucleotides. The record is from the annotation of a GenBank genome assembly. Lineage: Eukaryota; Metazoa; Mollusca; Gastropoda; Lymnaeidae.